Messenger RNA from Tigriopus californicus, 355 nucleotides. Its product is annotated as galactosylceramide sulfotransferase-like. Gene Ontology annotation, cellular component: membrane. Gene Ontology annotation, molecular function: galactosylceramide sulfotransferase activity. The record is from RefSeq and is a predicted model, not a curated record. Lineage: Eukaryota; Metazoa; Arthropoda; Copepoda; Harpacticoida; Harpacticidae. Gene Ontology annotation, biological process: glycolipid biosynthetic process.
UAAUGUUCAGCAUCGUCUGCUCGUUUAUGCUUAUCGCAACGAUGUUAACGUGAUUCUUCCCCAAACCGGAAACUAUGUGAAUAAUCCCAAGCACAAAUAUGUGUUGGAUGAGCCAUUUCGUCUAGAGUGGCUUAAUGGAGUUUCUUGGCAUCGAGAUUUUGUCAAAAAUAACGAGUACGGUAUUCAAGCUCUUCACACCAAAUGGAAUUACACGGCAUAUAGAACGCUUUUAGGGCCCUCAGCCGUAUUUUCGACCAUAUUGAGAAACCCGGUUCACACCUUUGAAAGUCAGUAUUCAUACUAUGGUUUUGAGAGCCAUUAUCGUAUGAAUAUAUCUGAAUACUUGAAGCGGUAA